Messenger RNA from Lichtheimia ornata, 387 nucleotides. RefSeq lists its product as uncharacterized. The record is from RefSeq and is a predicted model, not a curated record. The transcript is spliced from 3 exons. Bases 1 to 387 code for a protein of 128 amino acids. Gene Ontology annotation, cellular component: cytosol. Lineage: Eukaryota; Fungi; Mucoromycota; Mucoromycetes; Mucorales; Lichtheimiaceae.
AUGUCUGAUAUCGUUGUUCCCGGUUUCGCCAGCUCUGAACUCAUUGCUGCUCUUGCCAAGAUCUUUGAUGAAUACACUCCUGAGGAGCGUGCCAAGUUCAUCAAGCAGGUCAACGGUAUCUUCCAAUUUGAUAUCAAGAACAAGGAAGGCAAGGUUGAGACCUUCAUCAUUGACGCAAAGAAGGAAGGCAAGGUCACCCGUGGUAAGGGUACCAAGGCUGAUGCCACCUUGAGCCUUAAGGAUGAGGAUUUCAUUGCUCUUGCUGAAGGCAAGCUUAACGGUCAAAAGGCUUACAUGAGCGGCAAGCUCAAGGUCAAGGGUCAAAUCAUGCUGGCCAUGAAGCUCGACAAUGUCUUCAAGAGCCUCAAGCCCCAAGCCAAGCUCUAA